UAAUAAAAGGCAAAAAGAUGCCACCCCAACAUCUAUCGAGAAGGAAGCGGCCAUAGAUAGUCUUUUUUGGGUCACAGACAGCGCAGCACUCUCUCCAACGGUUCCCCUCCUCACUUCCUCAGCUUCCUUCCUCCACCUACUUCAACUUGGAGCUUUUUUUUAGGAUUUGGUCUUCUCCUUCCUUCUCACACUACUCUCAUUUAAGGCCUGAGAAUUGCAAUGGACAUCUCAGAAAGUGUCAUCUUGGAUAUUGAAAGCCUCACCCUGCCUCCUAAUAAAUGCUCUGGAAGCCCCAAAAUGACUAAAGCAUUAUCCCGGAAGGGUUCUUAUCGAAUGGAGAGGAGAAAUGGUGAGGAGCAAGAGGGGGAUGACACAACAAAAAAGCUUUUGGCUAAAGUGAUGUGUUCACAGCUGGAGCAAUCGAAGCAGCCCCUUGUUCCUAACAAAGCUAUCGCAGCAACGCCAAUUGUGGCUAACUGCACCUACCUUGGAGAUGCAGGAGAAGGAAGGAUUAAGCGUUUUAAUCGCUUGAUGACAAUCAACCCUAGAAGAAUUCUUCUUCUUUUUGCUUCUAUGUCAAGCAUGGGAACAAUGAUACUCAUAUACUUCACUCUGGCUAUUUACCGAAGAAGCGCAUCAGAGAGUUAGUGGUUUGUUUAAGAUUGCAAGAGAAGAAGAAAGAAUAGCUGAUGUUUUACUGUGAGAGCUAUUUAUUUGACAAUCAUUCAUUGCACUCCAUAUCUUGGUGGUGGGAACUUUGAUCACUUGGCUGAUUCUUUAUCAGUAUUCGAUUUGCUGCUGAUGAAGGAAUUCUACGGUGAUUAAGCUUUUCAACUGCAGUGCAGAUUUACUGUAUGAUUUUGUUGUAUGAUUUUGUUGUGAGAAUAGAUAGAGAUUCUGUGGAUUUGCUGCAUAUGCUGCUCUGCUGAACUGAUACGCAUUAGUGACAGAUAUAAUUCCACUGUUUUUAUUGUGAGUCACUUUUAUUCCACUGAAUGCUUACCGUUUGGAAA
This is a messenger RNA of Dendrobium catenatum, 1013 nucleotides long. RefSeq lists its product as uncharacterized. The transcript is spliced from 5 exons. Bases 220 to 648 code for a protein of 142 amino acids. The record is from RefSeq and is a predicted model, not a curated record. NCBI's taxonomy places the organism in Eukaryota, Viridiplantae, Streptophyta, Magnoliopsida, Asparagales, Orchidaceae.